GAUUAGAAGGACGGGGCAUGCAGAGCUGUUUCCUGCCGUCAGCUAAACAUUCUUGGGCUGUCCCCCAGGGUGCGUGUGAGCUGUCAACAUCCAGAACUUUCCGUGCCUAUUCGCAAAGCGAAAAGCGUUUCUUGCUUGAGACGUUCGCGCGUAAACGCGCCCGGGAGGUCGUCACUCCUUUGUGCAUCCGACAGUUCGAAGCGUGAUUCCAGGGCCUUCGAGCCGUGCUUUGUGGUCGUUUGUCGACGUUUCAUUGUACCAGGGGUCUGUGCCCAGACUUGCACGCGUAUCACAGAAGUAACCGGCUAUGAAUAAUCGUAGAAGGCGUGCUAAUGUGGACGCCUUCGUGUGCCAAGUAGCUCCAAUUUCUGUCGUCCUUAGAUUAUCGUCACUUGAAAAAAGAUGGUUAUCCAUACAAGUUAUUGACUAAAGAAGGUAACUGAGGUGUCAUCGAUUACAUAUGCGAGCAGAACCAGCUGGCCCAGUUAUUUCAGUGUUAAGUGCACUGACAUUUGUUUUCUUCUGAAUUUGCAGUAUUCCUGUUGACUCGUUUUAUGGUCCCCACAGCUAAAGUGACAUUGAAAUGAUUGCUGGAGCAAGGGAGUAGUGUAUGAACAGGUUACUGGUGAAGUUGUUACUGGGUGGUCGCGUCUGUUCGGCAAUGAGGUCUCACUUUUGGUCUGGUGAUUGACGGCUGUCAUGGCAGAGGCGACGAAACGACGCCCGUACGUGUCCUGUAUCAAGAGCUUCGGCAGGCCCAUUCUGCCCCCCUUGAUGACGGACGAGAAGCGGCUGCUCAUGAGGCAUUUCAAGGCAGUUGCUUGUGAACGAGAGGCAGCACGUGCACAGCGCAAGCAGGAUGCGUUUCUUUGUACCUCGGGUGACCUCAGCUCCCCUGACAGCAGCCUUGGUGUGGUGCACUCUGCGCCGCCAUCUUUGGCUACGAGCGGUGACCCAUCUCCGAUGUUGUCGCCACUUGUCGUCGCAAGACUAGAGAGAGAUGAGCAGUGGGCUGUCUCGGACACCCCCGAGACUGGCUCGUCGGCCACCCUGGUGCCCAGUAGCUCAGACUCGGAGACUGGUGGCACCAGUACGAUAGACUCUGUGGGCAGCCAGCUUGACAAGGUUGAGGACAAGGGGGCAGGUUAUCCAAAAGACACGCCCAAGCCAUUCCCAGAAGUGGAUUUAGUACCAGGCAUUCAGGAUGAAGGCACGGAGGUGCGUGAAGCAUCGACCGAGACUACACCAGCAAUGCCUCCGACACCUACACCGAGGCAGCACGUACAAUCGGCGCCUACAACACCCACAAUGAUGCAAACAAUGCUGCCUGCAAUUAGAGUGGAACUGGCAACAACACCUAAAACACCUGUGAUGAGGUUGCCAGUGACGGCGCCAGUGACAUUGCCUAAAACACCAGUGACAAUGACAGUGACAGCGCAAAAUACACUAGUCGUGAAUCCAGCAACAAUGCCAACAACAACACCUCCUGGAACUCCUAGAACACCUGCAAGGAGGACAUCGACCACACCAGCGACAACGAUGCCACUGUCGCCUGAAACACCAGUGAUGGUGACAGUGACAACAGAGGUAACACCAACUACAACACCCACAACUACAGAGACUCUACCACUCUCACUGCCAGACAGAGACAUAUGCUUCCCAACCAAAGUAUCGGUGCCCUCCCUGUGCCGAUCGCGAUCGUUUGUGGUCGACAGCCCGUCCCUGGCCCAGUUGCUGCUGAGGGGAUUGCGCCGAGAUGGUAGCGAUGGCGUGAAUGGAACAGCCGUCAAGAUUGUUCAGCCCUGCAACUCCCAGUCUAAGACAGCGUCAAGUUUGAGCCCUGCCAGCAGUGAGCGACAUGCGUGUGCCACGAGGGCAGAAGCACGAGUCCGCAAAACAAAAGUGCUCAAAAUGUCAAAAACUUUUGUCAAAGACGAUAGUGAAGUGGACAGUCUAAGCCUAAGCUCACAAGUGACAGGUGCCGACGAAAGUAGUCCCCAAAUUGGUGAUGCUGUUCAACUUCAAAGUGACUCUGUGUGUGUGCAAUCAGCAAAACAACAGGAGGCUAUGCCUACUCACAGUGGUCUCAACUUUUAUGCAUUUGGAGGUAAGAAAGCUGGAUGCCCAAGAGGAUCCCCUCCAUUCGCUGAGCCAACAGUGCCUGAGUCGCCUUACAGAGUUGAACAAGCAUCGACUCUGCCGGGCAAAUGGGACUGUGCCGAUGAGCGUUUGAUUUCUCGUGCCUUUGGUGACACUCUGAAAAGUUUUGCCAAGAUUAAUCGUCUUGCCGCCCACAAGACAAUGGACAACAGUUGCAACGUUUCUUUCGACAACUCUUCCAAAGUGACCGGGCGCGUUGUGCCUUGGACUUUCUCUGCAUUUGACAUGGUUGCUGCGACCAAAGAACCUGAGAGCACCUUGCGUGGAAUCCCAAAUGUACCCGGGGAUGAUUCGGGGGAGGAGACUGUAGCGGAUGACGUGUUCAUCGACGCCCUCAACGAUAGCUGUACCGAAGUGUCAUCGCCUUUAUUGCCCAACUUUUUUACCAAAGACAGUGCUGCAACUGCUGGUACCUUGCCAAGUGACUGGGAUCAAGGCGGCAUUAAUUUCGUGCCAGCAUCAACCAGUUCCAAUAGACAGUCUAUUUGUUCCUCUACCAGCAGCAUCUACUCAUCAUCUUGUGCAGAACAUGAUGUUCUGGCCCUGACUCUCAACUCUUCGGGUGAUGUUGAGGAGGAUGAAGAACAGUAUGAAAAUACGGAUGAACCUCGUGGUGACCAAGCAAAUUCUUUUGCUGAGCUGGCUGGCUCUAUAGAAAACAGUGGGAGCUCGUUGGAUGAGUCUUCUGCAAGUUCUGGCAGUGAACGGCUGAAAUCUCUUGAUCAACACAUGUCGGCAGCUGACAUGCUCUCGGCUCACGAGCUCAAGUUACAGGCCCUCUGCCAGACAAUCGCGCGGGACUACGCCAAGGUUGACUGGAGUACCACCACAGCAUUGCACAAAGAAGCUGUUACCAUAGCAACAGAAGAAGAGAGGUCUGAUGCAGCCAACAAUGCGCCCCUGGAAGUGCAGACGGCAAGCUCAACAUCGCCUGCCAGCAUGGAAGGCCCUUCUGGCCACGUGAGCCCACUGGCUGACCUGUCCGUGUUGCAGCACUCGGAUGCCGACCACUCUCGGCUAGACUCGUCACUGGCCAGCAUGUCCAUCCAUCUGGACUUGCUGUCAGAAACGCGACAGUCCCUCCACCCCAAGUGGCGCCGAUGCUUCGACCGACUGACAGCAAUGGCCAGGGGCCACCUGACUCGUAGGCUAAUGAAGACACACCGGGUGCAGUCCAUCAUCCAGACCAUCAAGAUGGUGGCACCAUCCCUGUGA
Rhipicephalus sanguineus (brown dog tick) is the source of this 3375-nucleotide messenger RNA. Its product is annotated as mucin-5AC. The transcript is spliced from 10 exons. Gene Ontology annotation, biological process: centrosome duplication; centriole replication; regulation of cytokinesis. The record is from RefSeq and is a predicted model, not a curated record. Gene Ontology annotation, cellular component: centriole. Bases 700 to 3375 code for a protein of 891 amino acids. Lineage: Eukaryota; Metazoa; Arthropoda; Arachnida; Ixodida; Ixodidae.